UAAACGUCAGUGAUCGCCAUGCACACAUACAUUCACACCAUAAUCAGCCACUUCGAGCGCAAACUUCACACAGUUGACACAUUUACUUAGUGGCGAAAAAAACAAAAUACGAUAUUAUGUCUUGUGUGGUGAAAUGGUGUAAAAACCGUUCUGAUCGAACGACCAAAAAUCGAGGAAUCACUUAUCACAGGUUUUCUAUAGUUAAUGAAGUAUGGAGAAAUGAUUGGAUUGAAAUAAUAAGAAAAUGUAACAACGAUAACGAUUGGAUUCCAAGCAAACGUAGUGUCAUUUGCAGUUGUCAUUUUGAAGAUAAUGACUUAUAUACAACUAAAGGAGGACGCCAGCGUGUUGUUACUUAUGCAUUGCCUCAAAAGUUUUUAUUUAAAACAGCACACGUGGCAGAGGAACAUCCUGCGGUUGUGUCCUCUAUUCCUAGUAUUUCACAAGAGAGCACAUCGAUGACUGUGCCAGAACUGGAACAUUCUAGUUUCAUAACUAUGAAUAUAAAGCAAAAGCAAGAGAACCUACCUGCUGAACCAAAUAUUAUCUGUUUUUCUCAAGGGAGCACAUCGAUGACGAUGCCAGCACUGGAACAUUCUAGCUUCUCAACUAUGAAUAUAAAGCAAGAGCAAGAGAACCUACCUGCUGAACCAAAUAUUAUCUGUUUUUCUCAAGAGAGCACAUCAGUGAGUGUGCCAGCACUCGAACAUUCUGGUUCCUCGACUAUGGUACUACUUGCUGAACCAAAUAUUGCUUUGCGAGAGAAUUAUCCUGGAAUUGGAAAGUGUACUCUCACCAAAAAUCAAAAUAUUAUUAAAAAACAAGCACGGAAGAUAAAAACUUUGAAGCAGAAAGUCAAUAGACUUCAAAGUAGAAACAGAUCCCUAAAAGAUAUUAUAAAAUCCCUAAGAAACUACGUUGAUCCUGAGACAUUUAAUAGACUAAAACUAAAGGACUAAUAGACUAUAGUCUACAGAGCUAGGUAGGACUAUUUUUAUCGACAGAAAAAAUUACAAAAAAUAUCUGAAAUUUUUGUAGGUAUAGCAUUUUUUAUAACAGGUGUGCUCCUAUAACAGAAACCAAAAAAACACGAAUUUAAAUGCAAAUUUUUUUUUUCAAAAAGUGUCAUUUUUUAUUAUUUGUUGGCAUUUUCUGAGUAUUUCAUAUUAUAUUUAUUUUAGUAUCGCCUGUUAUUUAGCAUCAUUACUGUUUUUGUUUUGUCAGGAUCAUAAUAUUAUUAUCUGGUAUCCUUAGGUAUAAUUUCGUCCAAUUCGUAAUUAUAUUGCUGUCGCCACAGUGCGACGGGCGGCCGCAGUGAGUGUGCGAGCGCGACAGCAAUAUAAUUACGUACGAGCGAUAAGGAUGGG
This is a messenger RNA of Ostrinia furnacalis (Asian corn borer), 1367 nucleotides long. RefSeq lists its product as uncharacterized. The record is from RefSeq and is a predicted model, not a curated record. NCBI's taxonomy places the organism in Eukaryota, Metazoa, Arthropoda, Insecta, Lepidoptera, Crambidae. Gene Ontology annotation, molecular function: sequence-specific DNA binding. Bases 117 to 959 code for a protein of 280 amino acids. The transcript is spliced from 7 exons.